CCCAAAGUCUUCACUGGUGGGCUCCAUCACUUUACAGCAGUGGGUAUUUGGUACAAAUUGGGACCAAAGUCAACAAACCCCACACGGAUUCAACCAUUAGAAUAGUUUCAGUUUGGUCAAAGAAUGGACUUACCGAACUGUUCUUUACCUUAAGCUUUCCGUCUAAAGAAAUCCAUAUCGUGUCAUGUGUAAUCUAAAUUGUGCUACUACAGAACAUUUGGGAGUUUGUCGAAUGCUUUUUAUAAUUCCAUUGUAAUAUAUCUUCUGAUUAAUGUCGAGUAACACAUUUGGGAGUCCACCACCGUCAGACAGUGGAGGAGACAGCACUUAUUGCCGUAGGUUUGGUAGUCCUCUUAGUGAAGAUCGUUAUAGUGGUUCUCGUGGUUAAAAAAAUGCCAGAAAAGAAGUCAAGUUCUCGUGGUUCGAGAAAGCCAGGAAAGAAGUCGGACAGGCAUCUCUUUCCUUAAUCCCGACUUCCGGGCACUCACAAUGGACAAGUUUCUAAAUGAUAUGGAAAGAGAGAAGCCCAUCAGGUUCACUUCUCAACAUCUUCGGAUUGCAACUGAUAACUUCACCAACUUGUUGGGGCAAGGAGGAUUUGGUGCAGUUUAUAAAGGGAUAUUUAGUGAUGGAACCCUUGUAGCAGUGAAGGUUCUAAAUGGGAGCUCAGACAAGAGAAUAGAGGAACAAUUUAUGGCAGAAGUAAGUACAAUUGGAAAAAUUCAUCAUUUCAAUCUGGUCCGUCUUUAUGGCUUCUGCUUUGGGAAAUACCUCAGAGCACUUGUUUAUGAGUACAUGGGAAAUGGAUCGCUUGACAAGUUCUUAUUUCAUAGCAACAAGGACUUAGGAUUUGAAAAGCUUCAUGAAAUUGCGGUGGGGACAGCGAGAGGGAUUGCUUACUUGCAUGAAGAAUGCCAACAACGAAUAGUCCAUUACGAUAUAAAGCCUGGAAACAUUCUUUUGGAUGCAAAUUUCUUUCCAAAAGUAGCUGAUUUCGGUUUGGCCAAGCUCUGUAACAGGGAUAAUACUCAUAUAACCAUGACUGGGGGCAGAGGCACUCCUGGUUAUGCUGCACCGGAAGUUUGGAUGCAGUUUGCUGUAACACACAAAUGUGAUGUUUACAGCUUUGGGAUGCUAUUGUUUGAGAUCGUAGGCGGGAGAAGGAAUCUUGACAUUAAUAUUCAAGACAGCCAAGACUGGUUCCCAAGGUGGGUUUGGAAGAAGUUUGAGCCUGGAGAACUAGGAGAGAUAAUGGCAGUGUGCGGAAUAGAGGAGAAAGAUAAAGAGAGGGCUGAGAGAAUUGUAAAGGUUGCUCUUUGGUGUGUCCAGUAUAUGCCUGAGGCAAGGCCUUCGAUGAGUUUUGUGGUGAAAAUGUUGGAAGGAUCUGUUGAGAUUCCUAGACCUUCAACUAACCCGUUUCAACACUUGAUGUCGGAUACUCCAUACCCAACUGCACCUGUCUAUGAUACUUCAAAUGGAACAUAUAGCACUAGCGCUUACGGUUCGGAUCCCUCACAAAUGGUAACUGGUACUCCUAUCAUGAAGAAUCAUGAGAUUGAAAUAGCCUCUACAUAGGCAGGGUGAAGUACAUUCCUCACUCUCUCUGUUCUUGCAAUAUGUCACGAAAACAUGGUGCUUCUUCCUAAGUUCCAUAUAGGAUCAAUAUUUCCGUGAUUCCAAAAUCAAUAUUAUAUAUACAGCCACAUGACUGUCUAUAUUGAAUCGUUUCUGAUUAAAGUUGAUGGAAAUUGGAAAAGCACCUUCUUUGUAUUAAUAUAAUAAUAUAUAUUCUUUGCAAACCUGCAAAAACAUAUAGCCAUCGCAGUGUUUAUUGCUCAAAAUCAUGCUUGCCUUAGUGAGAAACAUU
Molecule: messenger RNA, 1867 nt
Organism: Prunus persica (peach)
Lineage: Eukaryota; Viridiplantae; Streptophyta; Magnoliopsida; Rosales; Rosaceae
Product: rust resistance kinase Lr10-like
Exons: 2
Coding region: 490-1575 (361 amino acids)
Biological process (GO): protein phosphorylation
Molecular function (GO): protein kinase activity; ATP binding
Source: RefSeq, a predicted model, not a curated record